GGCUAGUUUCACUGUCGUAACCAAACAUGUAUAGUAGGGUUUAGGGUUCGGUGAGCUGAGCUCAGCGCACUAUAAAGAGUAGACGAAGAAACUAGUCCUAAACAAGAACAUGAUGAGAGUAAUACGCGGGUGAUGGCUACUGUUAGUAGUUCAUGGGAUCAAAAUCGCUACGUUCUUUCUGAUUCUUCCUUCUUCUGAUUAUUUUAUUUUUAACAUUACUAUCAGUAUUAUUAGCUUGAGUUUGUUCAGAUUUUCAUUUUAUGUCUUACUCAUCUCAUACUUAGUCUGAUCUAAGCUGUCUCUGCUUUCUUAAAAUCAAGUUAAUGCUGUGUCGAUUUCUGAAUGCCCAUUACUCCAUUAAAUGUUAUUCAUGUAUUAGUCAGCUUUCUGCAGAUGUCGUUUUAUGGCUUUGUCGUCGUUUAGCACAUUUGUGGCGUUUUCUCACGCUAUACCGUAAAUCGAGUAAUUUAUCCUAAUAUGAUGUUUGGUGUCUAAUAGUAGAGUGUUUCGUGUAUUUAUCAAAGGCAUAAAGCAUUGAAACAAUUUAGUUUAUAUUAAAGUCAAAUAUGAAUACAUGGCAUGAUUACUAGUAAACCCUUUUGUUUCUACGGCAUUACAAGCAAUGACUUUAAGAAAAGUGCUUGGAUUAUUUAAUAUGAUGUAAUAUUUUUCUAGGUGUGGGACUAAAACUCUUGUAGAAGAAAAAAAAUCAAGUCAAAUCAUUGACUAUAAAAUCAUAUGUAUCGACUCGGUAGAAUGAGUAAUUUGUUCAAUAUCCACUCGUACAUUUUCCACCAAUUACAGAAAAAAUUAGAUUGUAAUAAUGUCUAAUUACAUGAAGUUUCCCACUCGUUGCACAAAGUAGCAUCACAAAUGGUCAACUAAUAACUCCAAGGGUCAAGUAAUGACUCUAACCCUCAUCACACUUUAGUAUCUUCUAUUUUUUUUUUCAACUCUGUAUAAUGGAAGUUGAAUUAUGGGUAGCUCGUUUUUGACGAGAACGAAGUUAAUUUUAUGACAAAGAAUGAAGGUUUGUAGCUCAACUGAUUCUAUCCAAGCAGGACAGUCCCUUUCUGGUAACCAAACAUUAAUCUCUAAAAGUGCAGUGUUUGAAAUGGGGUUCUUCACACCUGGUGACUCUGGCAACUACUAUGUAGGGAUAUGGUACAAAAAGAUUGGUAACCAAACAGUAGUUUGGGUGGCAAACAGAGAUCAACAUGUUCCAGAUCCAUCUCUGUCAGCAUUGAAACUUUUAAAGAAUGGAAACUUAACCUUAGUUAGAGGAUCCUCAACUGAUGUAUGGUCAAGCAAUUCAACCUCAACUCUUUCUAAUUCUAGUUCUAUAGUGGGAGUGUUGCUUGAUAAUGGCAACUUUGUCAUAAGAGACGCAUUCAAUUCGUCUGUUGUAAUAUGGCAGAUUUUCGAUCACCCAACUGACACUAGCCUGCCUGGUGUGAAAGUUGGAUACAAUAGGUUUACCAAGAAAAAAAUGAUUCUUACCUCGAAAAGAGACUUAAAUAAUCCAGCACCAGGGAACUUUUCUCUUGAGAUGGGUCUGAAUCCAACUACCCUUUUGUUCAAGUGGAAUGAGUCAGUAUCUUGGAUUGGUCGUUGGACAGGGAAAAGUUUCAUGACAGGUUAUCCUGACAGAAAGUGGAAUGAAUUUCCUUAUGGUGUAAAUCUUACUCUUGUUACAAAUGAGUAUGAGAUGUAUUUUGUAUAUGUUGCUACUGAACCGGAUGCUUUUACUAGAAUGAAGAUUGAAACCACAGGCGAGCUAUGUCAUUAUGUCUGGAAGGAUAACUCAUGGCAAUGGCUUAAGAAUUGGUGUUUAGCACCCAAUGGACUACGUGAGUUCAAUAUGUUAUGUGGUCCUUUUAGUAUUCGCAACAUAUACAGUACCACUACUCUUUGUGCUUGUUUAGAAGGGUUCAAACCCAAAAGGCCAAAAGCUUGGGAAUCGGGAGAUGGCUUAGAUGGGUGUACGAGGACGACUCCUCUACAAUGCAUGGCUGGAGAUGAUAUGUUUGUAGAGGUACGCGACGUGGGCUUCAUAUCAAAACCAGAGGCACUAAAUGAAGUUAAUAGCACUGAAGCAUGCAGAGCAACCUGCUUGAGUAAGUGUUCUUGCAAUGCUUACUAUUAUGAUGUCAAAUGCUUUAUUUGGAUGGAUGAUUUAGUUGCCAUAGUCCCACGUUUGCCCCAUGAAAUUGGUCCAUAUUGGCACAUAAGGAUGGGAACAUUUCCUAUAUUAGAAAAUAAGGCUGCAAAUAGAAAAACCUUUUGCAUUGUUGCUGCAAUACUUCUGGGAUGGUUGUUGUUUACGGUCUUAGGCAUUGUUUUAGUAUUGGUGAAAAUGAGGCGCUUCGGAAGUGCAUUUGAAAGAGUGGAGGAUUCUUUGGUGCUCUACAUGUACCGAGAUUUAAAAGUUGCAACAAAGAACUUCUCCGACAAACUUGGUGAAGGAGGCUUUGGUUAUGUUUUCAAAGGUACUUUGGCCAAUUCAACUUCCAUAGCUGUGAAGAAACUUAAGAGUUUCCAGCAAUCAGAGAAGCAAUUUCUCACAGAAGUGAAGACAAUUGGAAUAAUCCAACAUGUUAAUCUCAUUCGCCUUCGAGGAUUUUGCGCAGAAUCAUCAAGAAGAUUUCUAGUCUAUGAUUACAUGUCAAAGGGUUCUCUAGAGUCGCUUCUGUUUAAUAAAAGUGCGACCAUCUUAGAUUGGAAGGUCAGGUAUCACAUUGCUAUUGGAGUUGCUAAAGGACUUUGUUAUCUCCAUGAAGAGUGCAGAGAAUGCAUCAUACACUGCGAUAUCAAACCAGAGAAUGUCUUGUUGGACGAAGAGUGCAACCCAAAACUAGCAGAUUUCGGCCUUGCAAAGCUCAUAGGCAGGGACUUCAGUCGCGUUGUGACAACCAUGAGAGGCACCAUAGGCUAUCUAGCGCCAGAAUGGAUAUCAGGCAUAGCAAUCACACCAAAAGCUGAUGUGUAUAGCUAUGGAAUGUUGCUUUUUGAGCUGAUAUCAGGAGAAAGAAACUACACACAGGUGGAGGAAGGCAUGGAGCAUUACUUUCCUUUUCGGGUUUCGAAAACACUAAGAUUGGGAGAAGAUGUUCUUCCUUUGUUGGAUUGCAGGUUGGAGGGAAAUGCCGAUAAAGAAGAGCUGAAUAGAGCUUGCAAAGUGGCUUGUUGGUGCAUUCAAGAUGAUGAAAAGAACAGGCCAAAUAUGAGUCAAGUUGUUCAAAUUUUGAUGGGAGUUACUAGAGUUGGUUUGCCCCCAAUGCCAUUGCUCUUGAAGCGCCUUGCAGGAUUCUCUAUGGAAGCCAUUACUUAUCAUCAAGAGACUACUUCUGGUUGAGGUUUAUUGUCAAAGAUUGAUGAAACAGCCUCCCAAGUAAUUUUGGUUAUCAACUUAAAUUCAAUAAAUGUUCAUUCAUUAUUUGUUUAAAAAGAUCUGUAUGGAUGGAACCAUAAUCCUCUUUGUUUUGCUGUAAUUGAUGAAAUUACUGUAUCUGUUUAAGAAAUUUUGUAGUGAAUUAUCUCAACUUAUUGGCGUCCUGCCAAAUGCAAAAACAACUUGAUUAGUUGAUCGCAA
Humulus lupulus (European hop) is the source of this 3592-nucleotide messenger RNA. RefSeq names its product G-type lectin S-receptor-like serine/threonine-protein kinase At2g19130. The record is from RefSeq and is a predicted model, not a curated record. Gene Ontology annotation, molecular function: ATP binding; protein serine/threonine kinase activity. The coding region runs from base 1025 to 3355 and encodes 776 amino acids. Lineage: Eukaryota; Viridiplantae; Streptophyta; Magnoliopsida; Rosales; Cannabaceae. Gene Ontology annotation, biological process: protein phosphorylation; recognition of pollen. The transcript is spliced from 2 exons.